Molecule: messenger RNA, 1442 nt
Organism: Vigna umbellata (rice bean)
Lineage: Eukaryota; Viridiplantae; Streptophyta; Magnoliopsida; Fabales; Fabaceae
Source: RefSeq, a predicted model, not a curated record
CACACCUGAUCGAAACACAAACACUACACGAACCAGGCAGAAACAACAGCUUAUCCCUUUUACAAUUCUGGUCGAAACACAGCUGUGGGAGAAGAGCACCACAUCAGAGAUUCCUCCUAUAUUCCUUCUCUCUCUCUCUCUCUCUCUCUAACUUUGGUUUCAUUGCUGUGUUGUGUGGCAACUUGUGUUGUACCCAUCAAGAAGUGUCCCAAACCCAACCCCAAAGUUAUGGGAUUGGCCUCUGUUGCUCACAACGGCGUCCGAAUUCCAUUGAAGUUGGAUCACAUUCGCAGGCUUUCACACUCUGCUUAUGCACUUCACCAUCCCAUCUCUUCCUUUUGUUCAGUGUACCAUCAUCGACCUCCUCACCCUGUUCCCCUUUUAAUCUCCAGACGAAUUGGGCAAGACAAUUAUGCCUCAGAGGUAAAGAGGAUUAAUGCUCAACCAAAGGAUGACAUUGGCAAUAUUGACAAAUCUCCUUCUCAGGAAUCUCUAGCGAAUGAAGAUUACAAUUCCUCCAUUAGAAAUGUAGCCUUAUGGGUCUGCGCUGCGGUGGCAUUUGGUGUUGGUUUGGGUUUUAAGGAAGGUUUUGACAAAGCAUCGGAAUUCUUUGCAGGGUACAUAUUGGAGCAAAGUCUUUCUGUAGAUAAUCUCUUUCUCUUUGUUCUGAUAUUCAAUUACUUCAAAGUGCCGGUUACAUAUCAGAAUCGUGUGCUCUCCUAUGGUAUUGCUGGAGCAGUUAUCUUUCGUCUGACGUUAAUACUUAUUGGAACAGCUACCCUUCAGAGAUUUGAAGCAGUCAACCUUCUCUUGGCCGCAAUAUUACUCUACUCAUCAUUUAAGUUGUUUUCCAGUGAAGAAGAUGAAUCCGACUUAUCUGAUAACUUUGUGGUGAAGACGUGCCAGAAAUUUAUCCCUGUAACAAGUAAUGUUCUCUAAUCAUGAUUAUUUAUUUCUCUCGUAGUUCGAUAAUUCAGUGCUGAUUUCUUGGGUAUUCUGAAAUUGAAUUUUUAUUUAUAUUUUGAAAAAAUCACAAGAAUUGGUGGAAAGCUUAAUCUGACUUAGCUAAAAUUGAAAAUGGAUGUUUAAGCAGAAAUGGCGGAAUCAAAGUUUAAUUUGCCAAUGGUCUAGAAAAUUUUAGUUUUUUCUUAUGGAAUUGUGUAUGUCCAUAUAAGUGUAACUCAUGUUCUUUGGUAAAUGCAAACAGUAAUUUUGAUUUCACAAGUACUAUAUCAUAGUCUUAAAUUUAGGAGAGAGAAUAUAUUUCUUAUUAUUUGUCUCCUUACAUGCAUUGGAUAUAUAAACAAGAACUUAUUGAAUGAACAACGUAUUCUACGGAACAAAUCCUUGAAAUUGUGGGAUUGUUAUUCUAGUAAUAAUAGCAAGAUACACAGAAUAUAACAAAUUAAAUACAUGGGAAUAAUAUCUAAAAUUUCCUAAAA